Molecule: messenger RNA, 1043 nt
Organism: Schistosoma mattheei
Lineage: Eukaryota; Metazoa; Platyhelminthes; Trematoda; Strigeidida; Schistosomatidae
Source: the annotation of a GenBank genome assembly
AUGUUGAGAGCGGCCGGCCAAAAUGAGAUUGCAGAUCACUGGAAUGACCAAUUAAAUGAGCGCAACAAAUUAAAACAUUCAGAAAACAUUGGUCAGAUUGUAAGUGACGAAAUGCAGUCAGAUAUUAAAAUGUAUGAGGACAAACAUAAUGUAGAAAUAGAAUUGAAACGUCUGCAAGAUAAAGAAAAACAUUUGGAAUAUCUUCAAAAACAAUUAUGUGAAUUAAACAAUCGAGAAACUGAGGCAAAACGUCUAGUUGAAAAAGAGAAAGAUUUAAUUAAACAAUUAGCUAAAAUUGAUCAACUUGAACAUGAACGACGUAUAAUUGAAGAAAAAUGUCAACGUGAGCUAUAUGGACGUGCUUUAUUACAUCAACAUCAAACAGCAUUACGUAGACGUUCAUUAUCUGUACAAAAUGAACUAAAAGCUGAUUUAGAUUGGUUAAAUCAAUUAACAGAACAAGAAAAUUUCGAUUAUGAAGCUGAUAUUGAAAGAAGACAAAAAGAAAAAGAAAAUAUUUUAGCAAUACAAAAAUUAGUUGAAUAUGAACUACAAAAAGAACAAAUUAGAGAAUUAGAAUUGAAUGAACUAGAAGUCUAUGAAGCAUCAAAAUUAUGGGCUAAACGUGAAGAAGAAUGGAGAAAUGAAACAGCCAUUAGACAAAAGCUUUUACAUGAGGUAAUCGAAGAUCGUCGUAAACAAAUCUCAGAUCAAUUAACUGCAAUUCAACAAUUUCAACAUGAUGAAUUAAUUUCAAGAGAGGAAUUAUUAGAAAAAAUUGAAAAUAUUAAUCUCUAUGAUAAACUUGAAGGAGCAACCCGUCAUGAUCAAGUGAAUGAACAAUGCUGUCAACUCAAUAAUCAAUUGGCUGAUAAAAUUAAAUCUAAUCAAUUCAUUGAAAAUGAAUUAAAAGCUGAUUUAGAAGCACAACAGAAAGCUGAAUUAGCUUAUGAAGUAAUGUUAAGAAAGAAGCGGAAAAUUUACAUUUAAAAGAGAAACAAUUAAGAAAUAUUACAUUUUAUAAGUCAAGUAAUGGAUAUUCA